UUACGACGUUUUUGUGAAAACAAUAUGGCUGAGCGUCGUUAGUGACGGAUGAAAGUAAAGCGGAAACACAAUGGUGACUAUAAAGGAACUAAGAUGAAAUAAUGCGACAGCCCUAAAACAAACACCCUCUCCAGUUUCUUAUAAAAGCUGUUGGGAUGUCUACCUUAAGCACUCCCAAGACACAGACAGCGGGAUCACAGACAUGGGGCUCGGGGUUUUCAGAUUCAGCCAGAGGCCCUGCACUUCGAAGGCGCCGGACAAAAAUGGUGUCUGAGAAAAAGAUAGCAGAUGAUGAAUUCAUGGCUGCUGCAAUUGGUGAUGUGGAAUGGCUAAAACAGAGUUUGAGAGAUGCAGGACCUGACAUAAACUUUGACAAAAAUGGUUUAACAGCCAUCCACUUAGCUGCAAUUCAUGGACGGUUAGAAUGUCUCAAAGUCUGCAUUGAGAAAUUCAAAAUUGACAUCAAUCUUCCAAGUUCAACUGGCUGGAGAGCUGUCCAUCUCUGCAUCAGCAAUCAGACUGGAAAAAGAUCUUUACAAUGUCUAGCAUACUUGUUGGAGAAAUCAGCAGAUCACUCCCUUGCAAAUGAUGAUGGCAUCACACCAGUGCAUCAAGCUGCCAGUGAGGGUCAUGUGCAGUGUCUAAAGAUGUUGCUGGAGGUGGGAGCUAGGUUGGACAAGCAGGACUGUCGUGGCAACACACCACUGGAUCUUGCCAAGCUAUGGGGUCACCGGAAGUGUGCUAGAAUCCUUGCUGCUGAAAUGUGGCACCAGGACAAGGACAAUGUAGCGAAGGAAAUGCAACAGUUGAAGAAGGUGAAAAUGCAACAAGUUCUCAAAGAGCUCGAGGACGAAGAGGAGAUGAAGGCUGCCAGGCAGUUUUAUGGUGAAGAAGCGUUUAAUCAGUGGAUGACAUCGAAAAGCUUGACAGAAACAAUUCCAAACACACUAGAGAAAGCACAAGGAAAACAAAGUAAUAAGGACUCCGGCUAUAAACCCAACAGUGUGGCAAGGAAGAAAGAUGCUUCUAAACCCCUGAAAAUCUCUACAGAUGCAAGAAAGAUAAGUGAAAGAUCAUUUGAUAGAGAGGAUUUUCCCACAGAGAUAAGUGAUGAGGAGUUACUGAGGGGUCUACAGAGCGAUUCUGAGAGAGAUAAACAAGGAGAUGCUGUUACAACACCAAAAAAGAUGGGUCCUCCAUUUUUCAAUGACAAAGAAUGGAACAAGUCUACAAAAGCUCCAGAGAGUACCUAUAUAACUAACCUUACUGAUGAUUUUCCAAGAGAUGAGUACACCAUGAUGCCUCAAGUAAAAGGCAUCCCCAAAUUUUAUGAGGGUAAGUUUGUACGUCCAAUAACGCCAAACACUGUUGACGAAGACAUCAAAAGAAGAGGGUCUCAGGUGAAACUCCGGCGGCCUAGACUGCCUAAUGAAGUCAUUAGGAGUGUUUUAGCCAAAGACUCAAGUGCAAUUGAUAGAGGAAUGAUUUUUAAAUGUAAACACAUUGGCGAUGUGCACACAAAAAAGAAAUAUGAAGUAGAUGAGAAAGGUCGCCCCGAAGCCCCUUUGCAUUUGUCUAAUGACGUACGCUCCCAGAUGGUACAGAAUAGUGUCAGGUUUUUGCACGCAGCGCGGAAGAGUUCAAACUCCAAAUCUGAUUCAAGUAGAACAAAAAUGACAGGAUCUGAAUGGAUGACAGAUACAUUCCCAUUACCGAUGGUGAUGCAAACUCUGAAGCAAAUGUCAAAACCUGCUCAUUUUCCUAAUUCACAUGGCAAUGAGUAUGUCUUCGCUUUUAGCAAUGUAAAGUGAAAAUGUACAUGAUAACAACAAUGGUAGUGAGAUUAUGGCUGUCUCAUAUUGUAUAAAUUCGAGAAAUAUAUUUUUCUUUUCUUUUCAUUUUGUUCAAUCAAAAGUUGCUUCUUCAUUUUAUUCAUUGCACAGAUCUUUAUUGCAUUGCAUUUCUUAAUGAAAAAGAAACUGUCUCAGAUCUUGGUAGGACAAAGGACAAUGUACUCUUUUGCAUGCAUUUGUUUUUGACAAUACUAAAUCCAAUUUUCAGGAAUUGUACUUUGGCCUGCAACAUUCUUGAAUCUGAAAGAAAAUAUUAACACUGUGCACAUGGAAUGUAGGCCUGCUACUUUGCUGUAGAUUGAAUAGUUAUUUUUAAUAAUAAAUCUUUUACGUCACAAUUGCCAAAAUAAACGAGUUUGAAUAUGUUAUGUAUUGGAAGAUACAUCAUUGUGUUGUGUGGGGUGCAUCUUUUGAUGUGACUUUUUAAAGUAACACUUUUUGUGUCUUAACUGUAUUUAUAUAUUAUAACUUUAUAAAGUGAUAAUUUUUUAAGUGUUUGCAUUCUUUAUGACUGUUGGUUUUAAAAGAAAGUGUUUGUUACAUUAAAGUACAUUGUCAUUUUGUUUUGAAGUAAUGCUGAUUUAGAAAGAUAAUGCUGACAAUAUUGACAUUUUAUGAUUAGGACUGCUGACUUUUUGAGAGCUGUUUUGAAUUUUCUUGAAUCUGGACUGCUGAUCCGUGAGAAUUUUAUGUGUCAUGUAUUUUAUUCAGAUAUUUGUGACGCUAAAGUUUCAGAGUGAACAUUCCUAUUGAGUUCAAUUGUCUUUUGACAAGAAAAUAUUUACAACUUUGUAAUUAUACCUACUACUUUCAUCAUGAAGCACCAAAGAUCAGGAGUGUAGGAACCAAAAAUUACAGAGGUGCAAAGCUUUGAUCUUCUACUAAUGAUAAAGAAAAUGUUGGGGGUUUUUUAAUCAUUAAGUUGCAAAACAGAUGAAGUUUUAAAAAGUGUUUCCUCAAUAAAGAAACUUCAAUUUCUAUAAUGUUGUACACAUAUUGGCAAUCUACCUUUGAAAGCCUAGAUGUGUAGUUUUCCCUGUAUGUUUUGAAUUGGCUGCAAAAUUCAGUACUUUUAUGUACAGCCAACUUCUAUCAAAUUUUCUGUAUUUUCUGGAUUUAGUGUGAGUUGGGUUUUUUUGGUCACUUAAACAGCAUUUGAACACAGAGUAGUUCGUGAGUAUAGUUUAUUAAUGAGUUUUAUGUGCUUACUUAACUCAUGUUUAGUAUAUUAUUGGAAAGUCCUGUUAAUAAGAUUAGUUAAAUAACAUGAAUUUCAAAUAGCCUUUUAUGUACACGAAAAACAGUGGGCUGUGACUAAAAAAUUACAACUGAGGCAGUAAACUUGAGUGAAGAUUUUGCAGUUGUCAACAAGAGGGAAUAGCCACAAUUAACUGAAGUCAUGAGGCUAGACAAAAUUUGCAUCAACCACAACUGCUCAUCUGUAUUUUAAUAUCCAGAUUUUGUUCCCCUCUUUCAUUGAGCAUCACACAACAAAACAAAAAGAUGAAAGAGCCCUAUAGAUAAGGUUAUUACCCCAGAAUUUUCUUAGCCUGUUUGCCUUACUAAAAAUGCCUGCUCUAUUUCUGUGCCAUUCGCUCCCAAAUGAAGUGUCAGCUGGAUAUGGUUUUGUGAUAACUCAAUAAUUAAUCAGUUUGCUUAAUAAAUGAAAUAGCUGACCCAUGAGGUUUCAAGACUUGCAAUCCAUUCUUUUACUCUUUUUGUACUAUAUUCAGAUAUACUGUUUUUCAGUAAUAUUUCUUUUAUGUUUGUGAAGCUGGUGUUACAUUUUGUACUUUUGCAUUUGCCAAAGAAGAAAAAUAUAGAUCUAUCUAUGAAUGUCAAAUAUAUCGGAGCUGUUUGAAGUCAAAAUAAAAUUCAGGACAUCCUAUCAAGUU
Messenger RNA from Aplysia californica (California sea hare), 3748 nucleotides. RefSeq names its product ankyrin repeat and KH domain-containing protein mask. NCBI's taxonomy places the organism in Eukaryota, Metazoa, Mollusca, Gastropoda, Aplysiida, Aplysiidae. The record is from RefSeq and is a predicted model, not a curated record. Gene Ontology annotation, biological process: mitotic metaphase chromosome alignment; positive regulation of microtubule polymerization; regulation of mitotic spindle organization. Gene Ontology annotation, cellular component: spindle pole. Bases 156 to 1811 code for a protein of 551 amino acids. Gene Ontology annotation, molecular function: protein binding. The transcript is spliced from 5 exons.